Loa loa (African eye worm) is the source of this 1775-nucleotide messenger RNA. RefSeq lists its product as hypothetical. The transcript is spliced from 12 exons. The record is from RefSeq and is a predicted model, not a curated record. Gene Ontology annotation, biological process: membrane repolarization during action potential; potassium ion transmembrane transport. Lineage: Eukaryota; Metazoa; Nematoda; Chromadorea; Rhabditida; Onchocercidae. Gene Ontology annotation, cellular component: membrane. Gene Ontology annotation, molecular function: inward rectifier potassium channel activity. Bases 1 to 1728 code for a protein of 575 amino acids.
AUGAAAGGUACAACGACAACAUUAAUUGGAUUAUUGAAAACAGCUCGUCUCCUAAGAUUAGUACGGGUAGCCAGGAAACUGGAUCGUUAUUCUGAAUAUGGUGCUGCUGUUCUAUUAUUACUUAUGGCAACAUUUGCAUUAAUUGCCCAUUGGCUUGGUUGUAUUUGGUAUGCAAUUGGAAGUGCUGAAUUGCCUCAUAAAGAAUUCACAUGGUUACAUCAGCUUGCACGUCAUUUAAAUGAACCUUAUUUAUCAACAAAUGGAAGUGUACCAACUGGUGGACCAUCAUUGAAAUCACGUUAUGUUACAUCACUUUAUUUUACACUCUCAACAAUCACCUCAAUUGGCUUUGGCAAUGUUUCUGCUACAACUGAUUCUGAAAAAAUUUUCACUAUUAUUAUGAUGAUUUUAGGAUCAUUAAUGUAUGCAUCCGUAUUUGGUAAUGUAUCAGCAAUAAUACAACGACUAUAUAGUGGUACAGCAAGGUAUCAUACGGAAAUGUCUAGAUUACGUGAAUUUAUACGCUUUCAUCAAAUUCCAAAUCCUCUACGACAAAGGUUGGAGGAAUAUUUUCAACAUGCCUGGUCUUAUACCAAUGGUAUCGAUAUGAAUACUGUAUUGAAAGGUUUCCCAGAUUGCCUUCAAGCAGAUAUAUGUCUUCAUUUGAAUCGAAAUUUGCUCAACAGUUGUCCAGCAUUUGCAGGAUGCUCACCUGGUUGUUUACGAGCCUUAAGCAUGAGGUUUCGAACAACACAUGCACCACCGGGUGAUACCCUGGUACAUCGAGGUGAUGUGCUUACUGGAUUAAAUUUUAUUGCAAGAGGUUCCGUGGAGAUUCUUAAGGAUGAUAUGGUUGUGGGUAUUCUUGGAAAAGAUGAUAUUUUUGGUGAAAAUCCAUUAUUACACGAAGAUGUUGGCAAAUCAUCAUGCAAUGUUCGAGCCUUAACUUAUUGUGAUUUGCAUAGGAUAUUACGGGAUGAUUUGCUUGAUGUGCUUGAUAUUUAUCCUGAAUUUGCUGAAAAUUUUUGUCGCAAUUUAAUUAUUACAUAUAAUUUACGAGACGAAGCUCAAUCGAUGAAGAAACGACUUGACAGGCAUAAACUUUUACGAAUGUCAUCAUCGUUGGACAAAGAAAAAUAUCUUCACUUCAACGAGAAGAAAUUAUGUCCAUUUAAUUGGAAUGGAAAUAAAAUAUUUUCAGGUUCGAUAGAUAGAAGGGAUGAUUUUGCUGCUCGAGUUGAGCCAACAAUAAAUAAUCGUUCUGAGAACGAUCAUACACGUUAUCAGGUGCUGGAGAGGAGACUUAGUGACAUUGAAAGCCAUUUGGAGAAAAUGGAAAAUAAAAUCAACAGCAGCCUUGAACAAAUUUUAAGGGUUUUAAUUCCGGAAAAUGCUUUAAUUAAUUCGUCUUCCGGUCGUUCACCAAAGGGUACCUCUGUUCGAACGAUUUACUCAUCUCGCAGUGCCUCAGGAAUUCUUCCAUUCAGGUUGGGAAAUAGGAAUGAGGAGUUGAUACCAUUGAGAUUGCCAAGCAGUUACAGUGGAACGGAUGAUGCUAGUAGUCCAUUAAUUGGUACUAGUACCACACCUCCAACACUGUUACCAACCACUUCACGCUCACUUCAACCUCGUCGUUCGGGUCGUCCCUCAUUGGUCUCUGCUAUAUCGGAUCAAUCAACACCAACCAGGUCUGAACUAUCACCUGAAGAUACCGAUACGUUAUUAUAGCACUAACUAAAAUUACGGUUUCAUUCUUCAUUUUUCCUUCAUUUCGU